Paramecium tetraurelia is the source of this 306-nucleotide messenger RNA. RefSeq lists its product as uncharacterized. NCBI's taxonomy places the organism in Eukaryota, Ciliophora, Oligohymenophorea, Peniculida, Parameciidae. The record is from RefSeq and is a predicted model, not a curated record. The transcript has a single exon.
AUGUGUGAACAUUGUCGAAAAAGAGAUAUUCAAAAGAAACUUGGGUAUUAUUCAUAUUCAAUUCAAAUUGAACCUAAAAAGUCAAAUAUAUCUCUUAAACUCAACAAUAAUCUUGAUGAUAAAGAAAAUCAGAUGAUAGAUGCAUUCAAUAGAAACCAGACUUCUAAAAUUCAACUUUAAAAGAAAGCCGAAUAAGCCAGUAAAUUAACCCUAGAGAUCAGAUUUCCUAAUCAACAGUAAAUAUCUUAGUAAAUUUUAUCACACAAGAAGCCCUUAAUUAAAAAAGACAACAAGAUAAAAAAGUGA